GCAUGCCCUGAUUUUCUUGAGAGAACGAUCAACAUCACACAGUGCACCAGCCUGAUUCGUUUUGAUGAGCUGUAUGACAACUCCUACCUCUCCUUUUGCAGGUCUCUCAACGCCAGCCUGGAAUGUUCGCAGAAGUGUCUGGAGGUUGUGAUCUGUUCUCUCAGCUGUUCUACGACCUCUUACCAAAGGGCGUUGACCAAACGGCCAGCGCUAUCUGUACCUCAGGCUGCGAUAACUUUAACGAGGCGCUCAGCAUCUUGGAAACAUGCAAAAGUUACGUGGCCAAUUUACCUGAAGAUCUUGAUGCUGCCUGCAGCGCCUACCGUCAGUUUCGCACGUGCCUGUACUCUAGUGACGUGCCGCUCACGUGCCCGAUGUUCGGGGCCCUGAUGGACGUCCUGUACCCGCAGCACAUCUUCGGCCUGUACGAGGAGCAGUGUAACGAUACCAGAGCGGACCAAGACACGUGCGGAGAGAAGGGCGUGGCCAAGAUGGACCACUGUCUCCGGGUCCUGGCCUUGGCCUGGCCAGCAAGCACGGACACACCUGUCCUCUCGAUGGACCAGUGCAGUGACUUCAGAAGCGCACUGCGUUGCCUCGAGAGUUCGGGCUUCAACGAAUGCCCCAGCCUGCAGCUCUACUUCAGCCAACGCACCGCCGACAAGCGGAAGCACAAGGAGAUCCUAGAACGAGGCUGCGCAGACUUACCGGAACUGCAGGGCGGCGAUAGCUCCGCAGCAAAAGUUCACUUGAUGAGCUCCCAGGCAGCUGCAUUUACUUCCCUUGUCACCCUUCUUGCUGCGGUUGUUGGUAGAUGAGAGAAGAUACCAGCGCCAUUGUAUGAUUGUUUUGUUCCAUCAUUUUUGGGGGGAUUUCUUUCCAUUUUUGUUUUUUUUACGGUGUGUUUGUGUGUGUGUGUGUGUGAAAGAGAGGAGUGAGUGUCCUGGUGGACUGGUGGUGCACUUUGUCGUGAAAACAUCGUUGGUGACACAAGUCAACGAAGCCAAAUAUUUAAGCAAGUUUGCCUAAAGUUUUUAUAUCACAGUCAUGUGUAAACAACUUUGCUGAGGUCGGUCAACUGUUUGCCCAUAUUUAUAGUUAAAAACGAUCUUAAAAUCUGUCGCAAUUGUCAUGUAACUGCUGGAAUAAUCUCCCCCUGUCUCCUGUUGCCCUUGUCUCCUUGCGCCAGAUGUCGCCUUUGCAUUCACGUUGUUGGGGCUGGCCUUUGCUUGCAGGGUCUCACCCCUACCGAUAUUUUAUUAUCACUUUUAGUUCUGCAAGAAAAUUUUGUUUGGUAUAUACAAAAUACUGGGAAAUAUUGAUACUUAGCUGAUGAAAACAGUGGGUGAUAAUAUCCGGGACAUUUUAUGGACAUUUUAUUCUAUUUGAUAACAGAGGACACCGUGUUAAACUCAAGCUUCCAAAAUGAAGAAAAUCCAAUUGAUACCUUAAUUACUGUAUUAUAUUAUUAUUAUUAUUAUUAUUAUGAGAGUGUGUUAUACCCUGAAAGAUGAACGAAAAGACGAAGAAAGUGAAUAAAGUGGAAGUACUUGUAUACAGAAAAAUAUGUAUAACAUGUAAAACAUCUUUCAUCUUUAUUGACUUAUCUCUUUUUUAAAAAUCUUUAAUUACUUUGUAUCUUAAACGAUUUUUUAGUUUCUGUCGUCCUGUCUUGUUUUGUUACUUGUUGCUACUUUAUGUCUUGUUUUCAUUUUA
This is a messenger RNA of Pomacea canaliculata, 1716 nucleotides long. RefSeq lists its product as uncharacterized. Lineage: Eukaryota; Metazoa; Mollusca; Gastropoda; Architaenioglossa; Ampullariidae. The record is from RefSeq and is a predicted model, not a curated record. The transcript has 7 exons. The coding region runs from base 123 to 818 and encodes 231 amino acids.